This is a messenger RNA of Iphiclides podalirius (scarce swallowtail), 7935 nucleotides long. NCBI's taxonomy places the organism in Eukaryota, Metazoa, Arthropoda, Insecta, Lepidoptera, Papilionidae. The record is from the annotation of a GenBank genome assembly.
AUGCUCCAAGUAACAACUGGCAAUGGAAAACCAUCUCUCAGCUCUGACCGUAAGGUUCGUUUCAGAUUGGCCGGCGCGGGCAUGCCAGGCGGCAUGGGCGGCGGGACCCUCGGCAGCGGCCACUGCCAACUGGCCAACCAGCCCCUGGUGAUGCCGGUGUUCCCCCUGCGGGCGACGCAGCCCAGCCCGGUGCCGGUCUACUCGCCGUCGCGCUUCCACAUAGACAAGCGCUGCCAGCACCGCUGCACGUGGAAGUGCCUCGCAAUAGCCAUGAUAUGCCUAUGCGUCAUACUAGCGGCUAUGCUGGCGUACUUUAUAGCCUUAUCGUCAAUUAAAACUAAUAUAGACAAUUCGAAUUGUAUCCUGGUCCAAGACGUGAAAGCGGUGACGCACGCUCAGGGAAUCCGAGAUUCACUGUCAACGUCCUCACCAUCUGAUGAAUCAAUAUCGACGUCUUCUUUGGGAGGAUGGUCGACGACGGCAGAAGCGUCGAUAGACUCCGCAGUGAUUCCUCAGCAGGCGCAACAAGCCGCGCCGCCCCCUUGGUCGCCGGCGUUAGAAGUCCGGGAAUUCGAUGAGUUGCACAGCGCGACCAUACCCGCCUACCAGUUCUGGAGCUCGGAAUUCCAUAGCAAGCAGCCGGCGUACGUCAGCCUUAACUUUACAGUACCUUGGGGGGCAAACUUCGCAGUGUACGGCAGACGGAACGUCGCACCGAGCGUCACUCAGUACGACUUCGUGGAAUUCAUACGUGGCGGACGCGUGGACCACAGGCUACGGAAAAGAAGGAGCACGUACCAAGGCGACAGUUUCCAACGCAGCCUGGACGAGUGGGACACAUUGCUGGGCACGAUCAAUCCGUUCCACCAGUGGAAUCACACGAUUAGCAAGCGAUCGACAGACAUGAGGGUGAACGUCAGCAUACUGCAGUACCUGGAUACCGGCAGAUGGUUCAUAUCGAUAUACAACGACGAGCUGCAACCGCACAGCGUCGAGAUGAUUGUGUCUGAAGCCGAGGGCGUGACGAACUCGUGUCCGGAUGAUUGCUCGGGACAUGGAUCCUGCUACCUCGGGAAAUGCGAUUGCAUGGACGGCUUUGAAGGACAUGACUGCUCGAAAAGUGUUUGUCCGGUGCUAUGUUCUGGUCACGGAGCUUACGCAGGAGGGGUCUGCCAUUGCUCCGAGGGCUGGAAGGGGCCGGAAUGUGAUGUACCAGCGCAUGACUGUGAGCCCGCAGAUUGCUCCGGACGCGGUCAAUGCAUAGCCGGGCAUUGUCAUUGCAAGCCAGGAUGGAAAGGACUAAAAUGCGACGAAGAGGAUUGCUUGGAUCCGAGCUGCGGUGGCCACGGCUCGUGUGUUCGCGGGCGCUGCGUGUGUCGCGCGGGGUGGCGCGGUGCGGCCUGUAGUGAGAGGGACGCUCGGGUGCAACGUUGCUUGCCAGCCUGUUCGCAACGUGGCGUGUACGACCUCGACGCUGGACGAUGCGUGUGCGAUCCUUUAUACACUGGAGACGAUUGUUCGCAAGUUGUUUGCUCGUUGGAUUGCGGGCCCCACGGUGUGUGCGCGGAGGGCGUGUGCCGCUGCGAUGACGGCUGGACGGGAUCUUUGUGCGACCAACGCCCCUGCGACUUGCGCUGCCACGAGCACGGCCAGUGCAAAAAUGGCACAUGCGUCUGCACUCAGGGCUGGAACGGGAAACAUUGCACACUACCUGGCUGUCCAAACGGCUGCUCCCGUCACGGCCAGUGUCUCUUAGAGGAUGGCGUUUAUCGCUGUUCCUGCGCUGACGGUUGGGCGGGCACCGACUGCUCCAUAACCCUCGAGCUGUCCUGCAGCGACAACGAAGACAACGACGAAGAUGGCAUGACGGACUGCUCGGACUCGGAGUGCUGCAGCCGACCGGAGUGCUCCGAGCACAUAAUGUGCCUCGCGUCCAACGAUCCCGUCGAGGUGUUGCUUCGCAAGCAGCCGCCCUCUGUCACCGCCUCCUUCUACCAGCGCGUGAAGUUCCUCAUCGAGGAAAACUCUGUACAGAGCUACGCGCACAUGGACGAGUACUCAGAGAGCCGAGUUUCCGUGAUGCGGGGGCAAGUUGUCUCCCCACAAGGGCUCGGUAUCAUCGGCAUACGCGUGUCCGUGGACCGGGAAGCCCGUUUCGGCUUCACGCUGACGCGCCAAGGCGGAUGGUUCGACGUGCUGGUGAACGGCGGCGGUGCGGUGACCCUGCAGUUCCAACGGUCACCAUUCAAGCCGCUGCGGAGGACCGUCUUCGUGCCGUGGAACCAGAUCGUGGUGCUGCCUCCGGUGCAGAUGGAGCUCAGCGACGACAGCGUCAAAGUGCCAACCCCGAGAGCGCCGCCGCGACUCGACUGGUCGCCGAUGCCGCAAUGGUGGGAGGUGGAGACGCCGCCGUGUGCCGCUCACGACCACGAGCGGCUGAGGCCCGAAGUUGUCGCGAUGCCGCCACUGGCUUCGCCCGCGGCCUCGUCCGCCACAACGACUACUGUAAUAUACCCUGAAGCACAGAUCGUCAGCGAGUCGAUCGGCAUACCGGGCUCCUCCGUCAAACUGACGUACCGCUCGUCCCAAGCGGCCGGCUACCUGUCGUGCGUGCACGUGCAGCUGACGCGGCGCGUUGUUCCCGCCUCGCUCUCCCGAGUGCACGUGCGCGUCGAGAUCGAGGGCUCGCUCCACACGCACACGUACGAAGCGGACCCGGAUCUGACGCACGUGUUCGCUUGGAGCAAGCGAAACGUGUACAAGCAGAAGGUCUACGGCCAAGCGCAUGCGAAAAUCUCUAUCGGUUACGAGUACACGUCUUGUUCUUCUAUCGUGUGGGAGACUCAAACCGCGACACUGGCCGGCUUCGAUGUUGACAUCUCGGAUAUUGGUGGUUGGGGUCUGGACAUCCACCACCACUACAAUUUCCACGAGGGUAUACUGCAAAAAGGCGAUGGGGCCCUGCUGCAUCUGAAGCAAUACCCUCGCACUGUACAGGUGGUAAUGGGAACCGGUCUGCAACGCUCCUUGGAGUGCCCCGACCACUGCAACGGCAAGGCAGCGGACUCCCGCUUGCUGACGCCAACAGCGCUGACCUCGGGUCCGGACGGUUCCCUUUACGUCGGCGAUUUCAACCUAGUGCGACGGAUAACACCCGAGGGUGUGGUCACCACCGUUCUGCAGCUAGAGACAACUCAGGUCGCGUACCAAUACUACAUCUGCAUAUCGCCUGCGGACGGCUACCUCUACGUGUCGGACUCCGAGAGGCAUCAGGUGCGGAGGGUGCUGGUGCUGGAGAAAGUGAGGGAUCCCUCGGCGAACUCCGAACCGGUGGUCGGCAACGGUGACCGUUGUGUCCCCGGCGACGACACCAACUGCGGCGACGAAGGGCCCGCGAUCAAAGCCAAGCUGUCCCAUCCCAAAGGACUAGCCAUCGCGGCGGACAGGACGAUGUACAUAGCCGACGGGACGAACAUCCGAGCGGUCGACCCGAACGGCAUAAUCCACACGUUGGUUGGCCACCACGGGCACCACAACCACUGGUCACCGGUCCCGUGCCGCGGCGCCAUACCCCCUUACGAGGCUCAGCUGCAAUGGCCGACCGGUGUCGCUCUAUCGCCCUUAGACGGCUCACUCUACUUCAUUGACGACAGGAUCAUACUGAAGCUCACCGUAGACAUGAAGAUCAAAGUGGUCGCCGGCCAGCCCUCCCACUGCCGCAUCGGGAGCGACGGCAAGCCGAUAAGCAAGGCGACGAACAAAACGAACACCGAAUUCCGCGAGGACUCGAACCUCGGAACCAUCCUGGCGAUCGCGUUCGCCCCCAGCGGCAUCCUGUACGUGGCGGAGUCGGACUCGAAGAAGACGAACACGAUAAAAUCUAUCGAUCCGUCCGGGAAGAUUAUGCACUUCGCUGGCAAGCUGCAGGAGAAUCUGAAGGAGCUCAGCUGCGAGUGCAACACAUCUGUUUCGGCGACAUUCGUCCCGGUCAUGUUCCGCGAGGAGGGCGCCGGCUGCCCCUGCAAGCUGAGCGUCGUCGGUGGGGACGAGCCGCCGACGAGCACAGAAACUCUACUGUCGUCUAAUGCCAAAUUCCAAACGAUCUCCGCUCUAGCCGUCACCCCUGAUGGCGUGCUUAACGUUGUCGACCAAGGCUCCCUUCACAUAUUGGCGUUAAAGCACUACCUGCCGACGCAUGACGAAAAUGGCGAGUUCAGAAUCCCGUACCCGCCCACUUCCGAAAUUUACGUCUUUAACCGAUACGGGCAACAUAUCACCACUAAAGACUUGACGUCCAGCAAAACGAGAUACUCAUUUUUAUAUUCGAAAAAUACCAGCUUCGGUAAACUAUCAACCGUGACUGACGCCUCGGGAAAUAAAAUACAACUUUUGAGGGAUUACAGCAACAUUGUCAGCUCUAUAGAAAACACUCAAGAUCACAAACUGGAACUUAAAAUUUCCGGCAUUGGCUAUCUGACUAAAAUAACGGAGAAGGGCACUUACGAAAUCGAAUUGGAUUAUGACGCAAAUACGGGACUACUUAACAGUCGAUCUGGGGCUGGUGACACUGUUAUCUACAACUACGAUGAAUUAGGCCGGGUAAUGAAGAUCAUAAUGCCUUCUGGAGAACAAGUGCACAUAACAUCGGGACUAGCUAAAAACUACGGCUUGGCGGUAACCGUCGCUAACCCAUCAAGCACCAUUCCCGUUGGUGUAGCGAAAAAGUGCGAAUACGUUUUGCACGGACAAUCCUUCAAACAGAUCACAAUAAAUAACGGAAAGCAAGUCACCGAAGGUAGAAUUUACUCGAACAACACUUUAGUGCUCGAAACACCUUGGUCCGGUAAAUUUGAGAGUAUUGCAGCGGCCAAACAUCCGUUGCUGGAGGCAGCUCUACCGAUAGAAGCCGAGAUGCUUCACAUGUGGUCACACCAAAGCACAACAUUUGGUGAUGGAUUGGUGAAUAACAUGUACUCCUUAUACACGUUGGUUGGUGACGUAAGAAAUCCACAGCAAACCCUUAAUCGCGAAAUAUGGGUAAACGACUCACGGGUUCUGAUAAUAGAAUUCGACCAAUUUAAGAGCCGGGAGACAUUCUUCAACGCCGACAGAAUUCCUCUAUUCACAAUAUCCUAUGACGUAGCUGGAUUACCUUUGUCUUUCACUCCUCACGGAGCUGGUGUACCGCUUAAUAUUUCAUAUGACCGCUUCUAUAGGAUCAAUGGUUGGAAAUGGGGUGUUACCGAGGAGACGUAUAAUUACGACCCCCACGGCAUGCUGUCAGAAAUAACGAGCACACAAGAUGGCACCAAAUUUAUAUACUACAACGAAGGAAAUCUCGUAUCAAAGAUCACGUUGGCUAGCCAAAGAAGCUUCAAGUACUUGUACGACGACGAUGGUGGCUUAACACAUGUCCUUUUGCCAUCGGGCACCAAUCAUUCAUUUAGCGUACAGCCUUCCAUCGGAUUUCUAAGAGUCACGUAUACCCCGCCAGGAUCUUCUAAGAAAUACUUGCAGCACUACUCUCAUACAGGGGAGUUGCUUCAAACAGUAUUUCCUGGUGACGGCGCUCGAGUUAUUUACCGUUACUUUACAAACAACAAAGUAUCCGAAGUCAUACAUGGUGAUGGACAAACACAAAUACACUAUUCCGAGACCAGUGGACUCCCGUCUGAAAUACUCCACGUGGAUAGAGAUGUUGAUUACCGUUGGGAGUCUACUUACGCUGGUGGCCUUCUGAUGGAAGAGAGGCUAGACUACGGAGCCAAAACUGGCCUCAGCAAUGCGAAAAUUAUUUACGACUAUGACAACAACUACAGGAUUGUUUCCGUGCAAGGCCGUAUAGGCGGACAGACACUUAUUCCCCAUCACAUCGUUUACAAUAGCAAAACGGGUGCACCCGAAAUACUAGGCCAGUUUACCGUUUCAAAACAAAAAUGGAACGAAACGUCCGUAUAUGACGGAAUCGCCAUGUUUUCGCGUGUAUUAAGUGAUCAGUUCCUUGAGAAGGAAGUUACCGUCAACAUUCACCGUAUGGAGGUCUUCAGAAUGGAGUUCUCAUACGACAGGCACGGGAGAAUAUCUCAAACUAGGACUCACACAAGAAACGUCGGUGUCAACACCUACACGAACGUCAAGAACUAUACUUGGGACUGCGAUGGGCAGUUGACUGGGGUGGAGGCACAAGAGCCGUGGGGAUUUAGAUAUGACGACAACGGAAACAUGCUGUCCUUGACUUACAGGGGCAACACCAUUCCCAUGGAGUAUAACGACAUGGAUCGAAUUAUCAAGUUCGGCGAGGGCCAGUAUCGCUACGAUAGUCGUGGCUUGGUAUCACAAAACGCUAGGGAGGAGAGAUUCCAAUACAACGCCAAAGGUCUACUGAUUAGGGCGACCAAGCGUGGAAGAUUUGACGUCCGUUAUUACUACGACCACCUAGACAGGCUCUCCACAAGGAAAGACAACUUCGGUAAUGUUACGCAAUUCUUCUACACCAAUAAAGAAAAACCCCACGAGGUCAGCCACAUUUAUUCACCCCGUGAAAAUAGGUUCAUGACGCUGGUUUAUGACGACAGAGGUCACCUUAUCUAUACUCAGGUGGCCAGACACAAGUAUUAUAUAGCGACUGAUCAAUGUGGUACUCCUGUAAUGGUAUUCAACCAAUAUGGGGAAGGAAUUAGAGAAAUUAUGAGGUCACCAUAUGGACACAUUGUUUACGACUCUAACCCGUACUUAUACUUGCCAGUAGACUUCUGCGGAGGACUUUUGGAUCAAGUGACAUCAUUAGUUCACAUGGCAAAUGGGAAGGUGUAUGAUCCUUUAAUAGGCCAAUGGAUGUCACCUUUAUGGGAGAACCUUAUCGAGAGAAUUACUAAUCCCACUCAGUUGCACCUGUACCGAUUUAAUGGCAACGACCCAAUUAACGUACGACCUCAAAACAAGAAACCGAUUGAUCAUCUAUCUUGGCUUGAAUUGUUAGGCUACGAUACUAAGAGCCUAGCCCCGCAACUCUACCCGGACGAGCUGCCGGGCGGCUCCGUGAUGCCGAGCAUACCGCGCGGUCGGCCCGUGUGGGGCUCCGCUCCCGUAGACAGCAAUCCCGGCCUACCCUCCGCGAUGUCGCUUCUCCCCAGCGUCUCCAUCGAGUCCGGCUUCCUGUCGCACAUGUCCAACAAGAGGAUCGCGGACUUCAGGAGCCUCUCGAUACCCCCGAUGUCCGCCUUGAAAACGGACGCCCUGAACCUAGCGCCGAAGCGGAUUGGCUGCGACUCGGAGCCGCCCUUCGGCCGCGGGAUCCUCGUUUCGCGGAACUCCCGCGGCCGCGCGGUGGUCACGACCGUGCCGUCGGCGAACGCGAUCUACCGCGACGUGUACACGUCCGUGUUCAACCGCUCGCACCUGCUGCCCUUCUCGUUCGUGGUGCACGGCGACCAGCAGGACGUGUUCUACUUCGUGAAGGAGGACACGUGGCGCGCGGCGGACGACAAGCAGCAGCUGAAGCGGAUGCAGGGCAAGCUGAACGUGACGUUCCACGAGGCGACCGAGGGCGGCAGGUCGUACGCGGACGUGCGCAUCCACGGGCGGACGAGCGUCGUGAACCUGCGGUACGGCACGAGCGCGGAGAGGGAGCGGCAGCGGCUGCUGCACCACGCGCGCGCCACGGCCAUCAGGAAGGCGUGGCACCGCGAGCGCGAGGCGCUGCGCAGCGGGCUCGGCGCGCUCGACUGGUCCGCGGCCGAGCUCGAUGAGAUCCAGAAGGCCGGCUCGGCGGCCGGCUACGAGGGCGAGUACGUGCACGACGUCGCGCGCUACCCCGAGCUCGCCGAGGACCCGUACAACGUGCGCUUCGUGAAGCGGCGCAGCGAGCGCGCCGAGCGCCGCCGCCGGAAGCGCGACUGCCGCGGCCCCUGGUGGCUGGCGCGCGAAACGCCGUGC